GAACUUCAGAGAUUGUCGUAGGCGGGGCUAGAUCGAGGAGACCAGAGCGUCCUGCAUUGUUUGUUUCGUUUGUUCUUUCAAGCUUCCACUCCCAUGUGAUUUCGUCACAGCUCGUGCGCCUUGCGCGGAGCGUUACAUUAACACAUCGCUGUAAUGAGCAUGCGUCACGGACCCCUCUACAAUCGUGCUGAAAUGAACAGACCUGCGGUGCUCGCGCUGUUCGAUUAAUAAGUGGAGGCAAUUCUUCGAUUUUAUUUUCCUCACUGAUGCUAACGGCACGUCGUGCGAUGUAGUAGGAGUGCGCGUCAAUCGUUGGAUGGAGUGUGCGGCCGUCGGGUGGAGCAGAGCGUCGAAGUAUGAGCCGGAGCUCCCGAGCUCGUGUCCAUGAACGAUGGAAGAUCCCGACCGUGCGGACCAUUCGCCAGUAGGCUUAGAAGGUUACAGCGACCACACGGCAGGAUGCCACCACCGGGGCUCCGAGGCAGCUGACCGACUCGCUGACGGCCUGGCCGCCGGCGAAGAUGCGGACCACGAUUUCUGGAAAGUUUCUGACGAACUGCUUGCGGCUCAUCUCAAGAAGACACUGAGUCUGAGCCGCCGCGAUGCGGCUCCCAACGGGUGCUCCGUCGUGGGUGUCGGGCCGUCGGACAAGCUCAACGGUGUCGUGCACUGGCACAGCGACGACGGCGAGAGCCCGCCGCAAUCAACCUUUCAACGACCUCCUAGCCCGUCCAGUGAUUUUCGGUUGGCCGGCGUCAGCGACGGUGUGCGCGCGCCGCCGAGCCCGUGUGCCGACGGUGGCGGCGAAGGCAUCGCGUACGUUGCGUACGAGUCCGAACGGCAGAUGCCAGACAUUAUGCGCCUGUUUCAGAAGGACCUCUCCGAACCUUACUCCAUAUACACGUACCGGUACUUCAUACACAAUUGGCCACGAUUGUGCUUUCUGGCGAUGGACGGUGAAGCGUGUGUCGGUGCCAUUGUUUGCAAGUUGGAUGUUCACAAGAAGUUGGUCAAGCGAGGCUACAUUGCAAUGCUGGCCGUAGACUCCAAGUACCGCAAGAGGAAGAUAGGUUCUACACUGGUGCUAAAGGCGAUACGGGCCAUGAUAAGCGAUGAUGCUGACGAAGUGGUGCUCGAGACGGAGAUAACCAACAAGCCGGCACUUAGGUUGUACGAGAACCUGGGCUUCGUGCGUGACAAGCGGCUCUUCCGAUACUACCUGAAUGGGGUUGAUGCCCUGAGGCUCAAGCUCUGGCUGCUAUGAUGAUGUGCAAGUGGUGUGGCAAUGGCAGCGACGUCCAGGCAAGAACUGACGAAGGGUGAAGAAGACUGCUCUGAGAGCCGCCUCGUGCAGAACUGACCGCUUCUUCACCGUCUCGUUUACUGAAGUUAGGGUGGCCAUUAUCUUCCUUCACACUCUUUUGUUUCCUCUUCUGCUCCCUCUUUAGCUUCACGCUCCCGAAUGGGCCAGCUGCCAAAUGCUUCCAUUCAGUGGAUUUUUUCCACUGACCGAGAAAUCGACAAAGCCAGCCAAUUCCAGAAUCGUGUGCGCCGAGUCAAGUUUUUUUCUUCUACAUGUGGGUAGAGCAUUCUCGUUUACAUGAGGUUUAGCAAGUGUCCAGCACCAAAAGAAUUACCUUUUUUUUUUUUUUUUUCUGCAUGUGGGAAACCUGUUUAUCCAGGCAAAUCAAGUAUUGAGCGAAACCUGUUUAUCAAGGCAAAACAAGUAUUGAGCAGCCUGGUUUCCUACGAGUGCUGGCUGCUCGACUGCUGCUUGGUGCAGAACUGUGCUAUAGGAAACAAGAUUGCUGUGACAGUGGGUUCCUUAUUUCAAGAAAAAUUGUGGGUUUUAUCUUUCCUUUCAUGACCAAGUAUCAGUGAACAGGUUGGUGCAGCAAGGCUUCAACACUUGCGUGCGCUCAGCGAAUGUUUUUCUAUUGUCUGUUCUUUCCAGCAGUUCUGAGCGAAUCGUGUUUUGUUAAUUGAGCAUGCAUCUGAUUUUGUUUUACGCACUGAAAGUUGGCUGGAAGAUAUCAUGCAUUAAUAUAAGGACAACAUAAUUGCUUCAGGCCAUUUGGCAAUUUCAUUGCGACACUUGCACAGUGAUCAUUCUAUUCCGACUGGGUUGGUGUGUGGGAUUGACUGUGGUUACAUCGAUGGUAAGGGACAUCACCGAUUCCUUGCUUUGUUGAAGCAGUUCCAAUUGUUUCACCGGUGUUAGCUUGGCUGAUGCUGUAGAAACAUUGGUGGAGAGCCGUUUGGUGGGAUGCUGAUGGCUAAGGCACGAUGCAACUUGGCAUGUGGACACUCAAUUUUGUUCUUUUCAGUGCAGACUGUUAAUUAGGCAAGAAAUGUUUUUGAAGGAAACCUGCUACAUUUUGCAGUGAAACCUUGUCAAGAAGACUGCUGAGGAGUCUCUUCAUUCUGCACUAUGCUCUAGUUUGACUUAGGCAUAAUGGACUGAUAUGCUCACAACUUCGGAUUCUUUUUUUGCUUGACUGGAAGCUCUGCAUAGAGGAUAGGAAAGUGUAUCGUGUGGUCGAUUAGCAUUUCAGUGAAAGGGUGGAAGUAGCUAUCGUUGAAGGCCGUUAUAGAAGCGUAUGACUUGAAAAUUGUCGCCUGUUGCUAAAAGGAGCUUUCCUUUUUUUUUAGCUUGAAAGAGACCUUACCCUCUACUUCAGUGCGCAUUCUAUUUGGCAUACUUUGCACGCAUGUGAUCGCCGAGGUCACUACCGACUACACUAGGCAGUUCUUGUUUGUUUAUUUUUUUUCCCUUCAGUCUUCAUUUUAUGCCUGCACUGCAGCAGAACAUUGUGUAAAAAAGCAAGCCGCCGCACUUGCCAAGAAAGCGUUUUCUG
Dermacentor silvarum is the source of this 2858-nucleotide messenger RNA. RefSeq names its product N-alpha-acetyltransferase 30. NCBI's taxonomy places the organism in Eukaryota, Metazoa, Arthropoda, Arachnida, Ixodida, Ixodidae. Gene Ontology annotation, biological process: N-terminal peptidyl-methionine acetylation. Gene Ontology annotation, molecular function: protein-N-terminal amino-acid acetyltransferase activity. Bases 392 to 1264 code for a protein of 290 amino acids. The transcript has 4 exons. The record is from RefSeq and is a predicted model, not a curated record. Gene Ontology annotation, cellular component: NatC complex.